AUGACCGUCGCUGACAUGUUCACUACUGCCGUCAGCGACAUUCUGGAUGCCAAAAGCAGAAUCCAGAUCCUUGCAGCCACCUGUCGAGGCCUUGCUCAAUCAAAUUCACAGAAAUUACCUCUGGAUCAGAAGCCUCAGAACAAUGUACCCCAGUACUACCAUGACAAAGAGGGUAUCCUCAAGAUGAAGACACCAGACCCCAGCGGACACCUAUCGGACCAAGUCGUCUUCGCCAUCAUCCAAUGUGGAAUGGGAGGCAUGUGCCGCGGUCAGAUCUGGACAAAUGACUUCGACUCGAACGGACACAUCAAACGAGACCGAAUUCCCCGAGGGCCACCCGUCAUCUCCUGGGCAAAUGGCAUACCAUUCUUCACGGUAUACGGUGGAUACUACAUACUCGGCGGUGACUACCUCGCUUCACGAAGUUGGCUUCUCAGUCCUCUUUCAACCCCAAUCCACCCAGGUUGUCUCGCCGGACUAGUCAUUGCAUCCCCGAGGGCUAUUCCCGCCGACGCAAAGCUCUAUUCCGAACAGAUUCACGCCUUCCAGAUGGAAACCUGGAAGGAUAUCAAAUUGCAGCCCAAGACUGAUCUGGAACGCGUCCAAAAGAAUUUCACUACCUACACUAAAGACCACUCCCGCCUGUCCCUCAUCUUCUUUGAUGACGACUCCUUUGCCUUUGUUCCAAUCAUCGGGGUUGCCUCUUACCACCCCUUUCUUGACCCGGCCGGAACCAUGUUCAUGCCGUUGAUGCAGGUAUCCGUCGACGUGGGGAACAAGAAGAUGUAUCCAAGAUACUACUUGAACGAUAGGAACUCGGAGUUUAGUUCCCCUAUCCUGAGAUUUCAGCUUUUCUUCGACAAAGUCAAAACUUACUCCCGUCAGACAAAGGGACAACAGAAACAGCCACAGCCGCAGGAGCAGCCACAGGGGGAGGAAGAGGAACAGGAACAAGAAGAUCAACAACAGGAGCCGCAAUGGGAACAGCAACGAGCAACCCCGGCUGAAAACAUCCCAAACACAGUCAACCAAAUCGGCCAAGCCUUCACAACUAAAUACAAACUUGACGAAACCUGCCUCGCCUUCGACGCAUUAUCAGAUAUCUACAACGAGAUCAUCCAAGACCGAGAAACCCUCAAUACAUCGCCGGCGCAAAGCAUCAUCCAGCUAUACGAGGCCCAGCGGGACAAGCAUGCCAAAUACCGGGCUCUCCUCCAAUCCGUGCAGGAGGGAAUUGGGGACAAAGAUUGGGUAGUGAAGCUUCUAUUCCGGGAUAGAAUUGCCCGGGUAAGCUUUCAGGAUGAUGACCAGGUUCACAUAAAUGAUGGGAGUAGGGGAGAAGCUAUGGAGUUGGAUAUUGCGGGGAGUUCUGAUGUUACUCUCGACUUCACUUCAAGUCCUACGCGUGCCUCGAAUGAAGGCUUGUCUUUGAUUACACCAAUUUUGAUCGAUGGGGAGGAUGAUUGA
Molecule: messenger RNA, 1467 nt
Organism: Penicillium manginii
Lineage: Eukaryota; Fungi; Ascomycota; Eurotiomycetes; Eurotiales; Aspergillaceae
Exons: 1
Coding region: 1-1467 (488 amino acids)
Source: RefSeq, a predicted model, not a curated record